AUGGAGCUGGCUGUGAAAGACGUGUCCGUCGCGGCGUCCUACGGCGUCCUGUUUGCUUUCAUCAGCGUCUUUACGAGACAGGUGACAGACGCAGGUGUGGCGGCGUUUCAAGUCGUCUUCAUACAAGAGGGUGGCGCGCUACUCAUGGCUCUGGGGCUCGUGCUGUGGGCUAAGACGGACCUGAGACCGGCGAGCUGGCGCGUCUUGGGGCUGCUGGUACUCCAAGGCGUCGGCAAGUACGUCGCGUUUGGAUGUGUGGUGUUCGCCAUCACGUUUCUGCCACCCGCCAACGUGUCCGCCAUCAACAAGUCCACACUGCCGCUGUUCGUCGCCAUAGGAGCCUGCAUCUUUCUUCGACUGAAACCGAGUGUAGCGGCGUGUAUCGGAGGCACCUUCUGCACUACCGGGGUCGUCCUCGUGGCUAUCGGCUCCUGGAAAAACAUCGGCACGUCACGUGGCAACAGUGCACCAAUCACCGGAAACCUCGGCACGUCACGUGACAUCAGCGCACCAAUCAGCGGGAACAUCAGCACGUCACGUGACAACAGCGAACCAAUCAUCGGCGUCUCGCUGGCCAUCCUUUCAGCUUUAAUUGAAAGCUUAUUGAACGUUCAAGUCAGAAUUCUACUUCGAGAUUGUCCGAUAGUGAUGGUGCUAUUUUAUACGUUUGCUGUCUCUUUUGCAAUAGGGACAGUGCCGAUGCUCAUAAUGCGCCCGCAAUGGAGCAUGGAUGUGCAUAUAACAACACUGUUAGUCCUGUGUGCAGGUCUUUACGCGGUGACGUCAUUUAUUUACGUGAAGGCAGCCAAGACAGUGCCGCCCGUCACACAGGUGGUGCUGAGCCAACUGGAACUGGGGGUGACGUUUUUGCUGCAGUUCGCGUUUCUUAGGUUCGUGCCGAAUGUGUUUGAGAUUGGUGGUGCUUCGGUCAUCGCGGUCGGAGGCCUCGUCGACACCGUCUACAUCGUCAGAGUAGAUUCUAGGAACCGGAAGAAGCUAAAUUUCAGGAAACAACUUGGCUUCAACGUCGACAGUGACAAUGCGAAGAGUCACACAGUAGAUUGGAAAGAUAGAUUAAGGGAGGGAAAUAGACAGAAGUAGAGAUAGGGAAAAAGAUAGUGAAAGAGAGAGUGAGAGAAGAGAGAGAGAGUGAGAGAAGAUAGACAUAGUAUAAGAGAGGACACACAGGGAUGCUAAAUUUCAGGAAACAACUUGGCUUCUGCAUCGACGGUGAUGAAAAAAAAGCCGUACUGACAAAGAGAGAAUGAGUGAGUAAGCGAGGAGAAGAGAGAAAGAAGAUACUAAGAGAGACAGAAAUAUCAUGAGAGAGGAAAGACAGAUACAGUGAUUGGAAAAGAAUGCCAUGUUUGAGCUACCUUUUGUUUCUAUUUGACAGACGAGGACAAUGUGGCACGCACUGCACUCAUUUUAGUAACUUAUAUUAACAGUGCCACAAAGACAGAAGGUAAGCUACCCUUCUUGACUUGAAUAUCUAACGCACGGAUCAGGAAGUAUAUAUUUUCAGAACAUAGUUGGAGUUUAUGUCUGUAU
Branchiostoma floridae (Florida lancelet) is the source of this 1551-nucleotide messenger RNA. RefSeq lists its product as uncharacterized. The transcript has 4 exons. NCBI's taxonomy places the organism in Eukaryota, Metazoa, Chordata, Leptocardii, Amphioxiformes, Branchiostomatidae. The record is from RefSeq and is a predicted model, not a curated record. Gene Ontology annotation, cellular component: membrane. The coding region runs from base 1 to 1101 and encodes 366 amino acids.